Esox lucius (northern pike) is the source of this 1376-nucleotide messenger RNA. Its product is annotated as CMRF35-like molecule 5. The record is from RefSeq and is a predicted model, not a curated record. Bases 568 to 1284 code for a protein of 238 amino acids. NCBI's taxonomy places the organism in Eukaryota, Metazoa, Chordata, Actinopteri, Esociformes, Esocidae. The transcript has 7 exons.
CCUUGAAGAGAAAAUUUAAUUCCUUGAUAUUCUAACUAUAUGAAAACUAUUUAAUUCGCUAGGGUAGAAAAACAAUGUAGAAACAUUGGAAAAGUGAAAAACAAAUGUUUUUGAUAAAUAGAGGACAGACAAAUAUUAUUGUGUUAUUCACCAAACAAAGGAGGUCAAGGGUCAGAAGUCAGCAGGAGUCAAAUUGGUCUUGAGUUUUAAGUAUGAACACACACACGUACAAACACUCACACGGACACAAACAAACAUGCACCCACUAACAACCACACUCCAACACAAUGUGAAACCACUGACAGUUACACCGAGUUGAGUAACAGGUACAGACCAGACUACAAACCAGACAAAUAGAGAAUGAAACUGGCUAGAGGACUUAACAUCUACCAGACCUCCAAAACAUCUAACGGACCUCGUAAACGUAGACAGAGUUGUGUUUAGGUGGGCUGAUUGUCAGGGAGGGAGUGUGUGUUGGUGAAUGGAAGAGACUGAUAGAAGACUGUAGAGAGAACGACCACAGAAGUGUGUUGAUGAAAGGCGAGUCGCCACAAGUCCGAGAACAUAAUGAGGAAACACAUAUCUGUCAUCCAUUUCCUUCUAUGUGCUGGAGUCUGUGUGACAUCAGAGGUAAUAAAAAGAAGAGUUCAAGAAGGAGGAUCAACUAGUAUUGAGUGUCCUUAUGACCAGGGAUAUGAGACAUAUCCAAAGUACUUCUUUAAGGGGAUCUGGGCACACAAAGUUCCUGUCAUCCAAAGUAAUCAGCCGUCAUCAUGGACUUCUAAUGGUAGAUACUCUCUGUAUGACGACAGAGAGAGAAGAGUCUUCAAUGUGAUCAUCAGUAACCUGACACUACAGGACACUGAUACAUACUGGUGUUUCAUAGACGGGUGGGGUUUUCAUCCCCUAACUGAAGUAAAGAUCACUGUGGACAGAGCUCCUCCUCCUUCUCUCUCAGCUCCUCCUCCUACUCCUAAAUCUUUCUCCUUCACCUCCAGACCUCUCCCCUCUGUGACACAUCCAUCAGCAAUCAUCACCAUGGUAACUGGUUCUGACCCCACUACAGGAGGGCGCACCAAUGGAAUUAUGGGAGUAAGAGCAGCACCUCGACCCACAGACACGUCUGGAAACCAAGAAAGAGAAGAGACAGAGAGAAGAGAACCACAGCUACCAAACACCCUGCCAGAUCAUUGGUACCCAGCUCUUCAACAACCAACCAGGACCCAGACACAGUCACUGUCACCAACCCCACAGAAACCAAUCAGAACCCAGAUUCUGAUUUAAGACCAGUCACCAAUCCAGACACAACAAUUUUAGAGUCCACCUACCAAACACACAACACAACACCUCAAGACUCCCCCAAUGCAAACCCCUCU